UCUGGCCCUCUUCUUACACCUUCUGUUACCCACCAAACACAAUCACCUCCUACACUUGUCAACCAAAACCCCAUAUGAAUCUUUGACUUGUUGCCAUCAUCAAUUUCCAAUUUCCUUUCCAACCCACCAAAAUUCUCAUUCAUAUCUCAUCUGGGAAUCUCUUAUUUUCUCAUAAAAUUCAAUAUUGUGCAAAAAGCUCCCAUCUUUAUCUUUCCAUACAUAGAAUCUUGUUCUUUUUUUUAAUUCUUUAGUCCAUCUUUGUCUGUUCUGAGCCAUGGUUGGAGGUUUAUGUGUUGUGGGUUCACCAAUUGUUGAUUCACAUACUUCACCAUGUUUGUGUGUUGAUGGACUAACAUCAACAAUUCAUAUGAAUCAUCACACAACAAGUAAUGGAGAUUUGAAUUUGCAAAAGAAAUUGGUUAGUAAAAAACUUUGUUCUUCUUUCUUGGAUUCUAGGCUUCCAACAAAAGCAAUUGCUUCCAAGAAACAGAAAAAAGCUAAGGGCUUUGUGAUUGUUAAUAGCCUUGGUGGACAGUAUGAAGAAAGUUUUCAUGAUGUUGAAACUCAAAUAUUCAAUCUUUUUACCUACAAAGCAGUGAGGACUCUUAUGAACCAACUUUAUGAGAUGAACCCAACAGAAUAUCGAUGGUUUUAUGAUUUUGUAGCAACAAACAAGCCUACUGAGGGAAAACGCUUUCUUCGCACCCUCCAAAAGGAAAAACAUGAGCUUGCAGAAAGAGUAAUGGUGACGCGCCUUCACCUCUAUGGAAAAUGGGUGAAGAAUUUGGAUCAUGCGGAAAUGUAUAAAGAUCUCUCAGAUCAGAACCUGGAGUUGAUGCGUGAACGCCUCAUGGAAACUGUGAUAUGGCCCUCAGAUGAUACAAAUACAGAGAAGAUUGGUUGAAGAGUUCCAUAAUCCUAGGUUUUGUCAGUGAGAUACGUAUGUAUAUAUAUCUGCACGUUAUAUAAUUCCUCUCUUCGUAGGUUUAUGGACAGAGAAUCUUAGCUAGUGUUUUGUCAAAAUGCAGCUUGUAAUAUUUUCCAGCAGCAAUAAGGAAAAUCUUUGCUUUGAAUACAACAUGUACAUGUAUUAAAACUUUUAACCAUCUCUUAGCUUCACUUUCAA
Molecule: messenger RNA, 1126 nt
Organism: Erigeron canadensis
Lineage: Eukaryota; Viridiplantae; Streptophyta; Magnoliopsida; Asterales; Asteraceae
Product: chaperonin-like RbcX protein 2, chloroplastic
Exons: 5
Coding region: 275-904 (209 amino acids)
Biological process (GO): ribulose bisphosphate carboxylase complex assembly
Molecular function (GO): protein folding chaperone
Source: RefSeq, a predicted model, not a curated record